CCACUUUGACGUCCUACGACCGACAUGUGAGUGCCAUUGCACUGAGUGCCACGUGCGAAAUCUCUCCGCUUUCGCAGUGCUUUCGAUUCGGAGUGGACUUCGAAAACCGACUGCGGUUGUGACGUAUAAAGCUGACCUCUAAAUCAUCGCACUUGUUCAGUCCAGACUACAAGACCAAUUUACACUUUCUCCGUGGCUACAUCCUUACCUACAAACCACUCAGUGAAUGUGGAAACACUUACAGCAGCGAAGUGAACCUGGAAACUCUUAGCAAUGUCAUCAGGCCCGUAUCUUCAUGGCCAUCACGCCUCAGUCCUUCGCUCUCACAGCUGGCGAACGGUGGAGAACUCAUGUCCGCACCUUAUUCCGCACCUCCAUAACACGUCUCUCAAAAUCCUCGACGUAGGUUGUGGCCCGGGAACCAUCUCAGUCGAUCUCGCGGCCCGCAUUCCUCAGGGUUCAGUUCUCGCCAUCGACCCUUCUCAAGAAGUCAUAAUGAAAGCACGGAAACAUGCCGAAGAGAAAGGUGUUACAAAUAUACGUUUUGAGGUCGGGGACAUCUUCAACUGGGGUGCUGUUGCAGGCAUCGAGGAGAGCGGCUUCGACAUUGUACAUGCGCACCAGGUGCUACAGCACCUACAAGAUCCCCUUAGCGCAAUGAAGGAAAUGAAAAAGCUCACUCGGAAAGGCGGUAUCCUCGCGGUCCGUGAUUGCGAUUAUAGUGCUAUGAACCAUUACCCUCCCAACGAGGGCAUGAGCAAGUGGCUCGACCUCUAUAGAUCGGUCGCGAAGAGCAUCAAAUGCGACCCGGACAUUGGAAAGAGACUACAUGCAAUAGCCAUGCAGGCUGGCUUCCCAAGGAGUGAUAUCGAUACGAGCGUCAGUGCAUGGACCUUCAGCACGCCGGACGAGCGAGCAUGGUGGUGUGGGUUGUGGGCUGAGCGAAGCACCAAGAGUGAUUACAAAGCCAGGGUGCUAGAGAGUGGAUUAGGCACUGAGGAAGAUUUGGAAGAAAUUGCGCGAACAUGGAGGGAGAUGGAAGGCAAGGAGGACGGGUGGUUCGCUGUAAUCAACGGCGAAGUGGUGGCCUACAAUAGGCCUUAGACAUCGGAUGUUUUUCUAUAAUGCUAUCCCGUACAAAGUCAGCAAC
Molecule: messenger RNA, 1150 nt
Organism: Paraphaeosphaeria sporulosa
Lineage: Eukaryota; Fungi; Ascomycota; Dothideomycetes; Pleosporales; Didymosphaeriaceae
Product: methyltransferase UbiE
Exons: 1
Coding region: 274-1104 (276 amino acids)
Source: RefSeq, a predicted model, not a curated record